Molecule: messenger RNA, 1740 nt
Organism: Drepanopeziza brunnea f. sp. 'multigermtubi' MB_m1
Lineage: Eukaryota; Fungi; Ascomycota; Leotiomycetes; Helotiales; Drepanopezizaceae
Biological process (GO): regulation of transcription by RNA polymerase II; endoplasmic reticulum unfolded protein response; phospholipid biosynthetic process
Cellular component (GO): nucleus; endoplasmic reticulum
Molecular function (GO): transcription corepressor activity
Source: RefSeq, a predicted model, not a curated record
AUGGAGCCGGAGCCGGAGCACGACCACGACCACGACCACGACCACUAUCAUAAGCAUCCUCCCCCCUCCUACUCCUGCUCGCCCUCCUCAUCCACGCAGUCUCAGUUCCGUCAUCACGAUCCUCAGUCUCUGGCCUUUCCUCCCGUCCCGACCGCACCCAUCCACCAUGAGCGCACACUACCGCCGCUGCCGCUACCGCCGCCCCUUGCCCCAGCAGAACAACGAUGGCGAGCAGAAGAGUAUCGCUCUAUCUGGCCGUCCUCGAAUCCCUUGGCUGCCUACUAUCAGCCAGGACCCUCGGCUCUGUCGCCAAAAACACAGACUUCAGUAGGCCUGGACUCGCCGAGGACUAUGGAUCUUGAACCGCCAGAUAGUAGGGGGAGACGGGGUGGGAGUGUCCUGUCGAUCGACGAUCCGGACGUUCGACUCGCAGCUGAAGCGCUGGGAGACCUCAGAGCUGACUUCAUUGGAUCACCGCACCGGGACAACACAUCACUACCAUCCUCCUCCCCUCGAACCUUCCCCUCAGGAGGUGCACAACCCGAACCGCUCCUCUCUCUCCUCACAACCUCUCACCCUCUACUCGGCACAGCAAUCGGCGGCUCUCUAUCCGCUUACUCAGCCUCCAAGAAUUAUAGUCCGCGCUUCAAAUCAAGCGCCGAAUACGUUGAGCGAAGGUUCAGCCCCGUAGUCAACACAGUCGGCUCAGUCGGGCGCAUGACAGGCAUGGAAGGACGAGUCCGCUGGUUCCUAGGUGGCCGCCGACCAUCUCACCCCCAACCCUCCGAUGCUGAGUAUGGUUCCGAAGGCUCUAACAAGCGGCGCAAGGUCGCCUCGGAAGACGUCGACAUGGACCGUAGUGUCCCUCAUGAUCCAUACCCUGUCAACAGACAAGAACCCCAACACAGACAACGCAGAUCCAGCCAAGGCUCCACGGUCGAGAGUCUGCCCGCCUACGACGAACAUCGUAGUCCCAGCUACGAAGCGAAUGCGCUCGUACCGACACAACCGCAUGGUGAGCCGAGCUCCCCAGGCAGCUCCUGGCAAUCGCGGCUCGUUAUCUCUACCAGCGGCCUCAGCGUCGCCAUGAGCGAAGAGUCGCUCCGCAGCCUGAAAUAUUGUCUCGGCUGGCUACGCUGGGCAAACGAACACAUAGGAAAAGUCAUCAUCGCUCUCAAAAGCGUACUCGAGCAAUACGAGAAUGGGCAACGGACAAAUACGUCCGGCAGCAUAGAAAGUGGCGAUAACUCUGGUCAGCUCAUUGUAAGUAGUGACGCCGAGCGCUCAGUUCUCAGCGCCAAGAUCGUCGAGCUUAAAAAUCACCUUUUGAAGACGUUGAAAGACGCCGUAGACAUAGUGUCUAGGUACGCCGGCGGCGCCCUGCCCGAGAAUGCUCGCAUCCUCGUGCGUCGCCAUCUCACAUCUUUACCUCGACGCUUCCUGCUCGCGACCUCGCGCACGGCAGAGGGUGCGCGGAGCGCGGAGACGAAAGUCACGCAAAGCGCUAAUCGCGCAUUGGUCUUGGCGAAAGAGGGCCUCGAUAUGAUGGCCCAGGUAUCCGGUGUGCUGGAUGGCACCAUUGUCAGCGCGGAGGAGUGGUGCGAACGUCUUGGGCGGUCGAAGCGUGAGGAUGCGGAGAAGGAGCCGAUGGAAAAGUCGCCUGCGGUUUUGCCUCCUAUGCAAGACAACAGGUACACGAAUGAGAGUCUGGGGCAGUUACCGGAUGUGAAGAUGGGUUGA